CCGUUCGCGUGCCGUUCUGGCGAAGCGUCUCGCGGAGGAUUGUGGGUGCGAGUCCACGUGAGUCUGCGCGAGGAGUCCGCUGGGUAUUUGGUUUCUUCAGUAAGAUUUCAAAAUGUCAUCCAAACAAGAAAUAAUGAAUGACCAGCGCUUUAGGCGGGUUUCAAAGGAUCCUAGAUUUUGGGAAAUGCCUGAAAAGGAUCGAAAAGUCAAGAUUGACAAGAGAUUUCGAGCCAUGUUUCAUGACAAAAAAUUUAAGUUGAACUAUGCUGUUGACAAAAGAGGGCGGCCCAUCAACCAUAGCACUACCGAAGACUUAAAACGUUUCUAUGACCUAUCAGAUUCUGAUUCCGAUCUCUCUGAUGAAGAAGGCAAAGUAUUGAACCAAAAGAAAAUAAAGAAGAAAACUCAAACCAGUAAAGAAAUUAGUUCACAGAAUUUGACUGAAGAACAAAAGAAAGAAAUUAAGCAAACGGACCAAAAGGAUUCUGUAAAUAAAAAUGAUUUAGAUAAUUCUAAAAAAUAUCAGAAAAUGAAAAACUUAUGUAAAUCGAAGAAGAUAGAUUCAGAAAUAAGUCCCAAGAAGAAUAGUGGUGAAUUUACACAAAAAAGCACAAAAGAGAAAAGAAAUACUGAACAUAGCACAGACACCUUUCCCAAAGGAAAACUCAGGACAGCAGACUUGAGCAGCUCUGAAAUUGUGAAAUGUCCUAUGAUCAGUUGUAACAAGACAAAAAGAGAAAAACAAUCAGCAGGAAACAGUAAUGGAAAGAUGUUUGAUGAAGAGUCUGUGGAGGAAGAUUCAGACAGUAUGAGUGAAAUAGGAAGUGAUGAGGAAUCUGAAAAUGAAAUCACAGGUGGUGGUGGAGCUUCAGCUGAUGAUGAUGAAAGUGAAGUUGAUGAAGAGGAAGAAGAAGACAGUGAAGAUGAUGAUGAAAGUGACAGUGGCCCUGAUCUUGCAAGGGGGAAAGGAAAUAUUGAAACUAGUUCUGAAGAUGAAGAUGAUUGGGCUGAUAUAUUUCCUGAAGAACCUGGCUUUGAGCAUGCUUGGAGAGAAUUAGAUAAAGAUGCUCCUCGAGCUGAUGAGAUUACACGUCGAUUAGCAGUUUGCAACAUGGACUGGGAUAGAUUAAAAGCAAAAGAUUUAUUAGCUCUGUUCAAUUCAUUUAAACCGAAAGGAGGUGUUGUAUUUUCUGUAAAGAUAUAUCCUUCCGAGUUUGGAAAAGAGAGGAUGAAGGAAGAGCAAGUUCAAGGACCAGUAGAAUUACUAAGUAUUCCUGAAGAUGCCCCUGAAAAGGACUGGGCCUCUAGAGAAAAGCUGAGAGAUUAUCAAUUCAAACGUCUGAAGUAUUAUUAUGCAGUAGUAGACUGUGAUUCACCUGAAACAGCAAGUAAAAUUUAUGAGGACUGUGAUGGUCUGGAAUUUGAAAGCAGUUGUUCUUUUCUAGAUCUAAGGUUUAUACCAGAUGAUAUUACUUUUGAUGAUGAGCCCAAGGAUAUAGCUUCAGAAGUGGAUUUAACAGCAUAUAAACCAAAAUACUUCACAUCUGCUGCAAUGGGAACAUCAACGGUGGAGAUCACUUGGGAUGAGACUGACCAUGAAAGAAUCACAACACUUAACAGAAAGUUUAAAAAAGAAGAGCUUUUGGACAUGGAUUUUCAAGCCUACUUAGCUUCCUCUAGUGAGGAGGAAGAGGAGAUAGAAGAGCUACAAGAUGAUGGAGUCAUUGUAGAAGAUGGGAAAACAAAGAAAACUCAGAAGGAUGAUGAAGAACAAAUUGCUAAAUACAGGCAGCUCUUGCAGGUUAUUCAAGACAAAGAAAAGAAAGGCAAAGAAAAUGAUAUGGAAAUGGAAAUUAAGUGGGUUCCAGGUCUCAAAGAAAGUGCAGAAGAGAUGGUCAAAAACAAAUUGGAAGGAAAGGAUAAACUGACACCUUGGGAGCAAUUUUUAGAGAAGAAGAAAGAGAAAAAAAAACUGAAAAAGAAACAGAAGGCUCUUGCUGAAGAAGCCAGUGAUGAUGAACUUCCUUCGGAUGUUGAUUUGAAUGACCCAUACUUUGCUGAAGAAGUUAAAAAAAUAGGUAUGAAGAAAAAAUCAAUGAAAUCUUCAAAAGAUGGCCCAUCUCCUGAGGAAGAAGCUGAAUUAGAAAAGCAAAAGGCUGAAAUGGCUUUACUUGUGAUGGAUGAGGAAGAAGAUGGUAAGAAACACUUCAAUUACAGCAAGAUUGUGGAGCACCAGAAUCUGAGCAAAAAGAAGAAAAAACAGCUUAUGAAAAAGAAAGAAUUAAUAGAGGAUGACUUUGAGGUAAAUGUUAGUGAUGCACGGUUUCAAGCAAUGUACACUUCCCACUUGUUCAAUGUGGAUCCCUCAGAUCCUAACUUCAAGAAAACAAAAGCAAUGGAAAAGAUCCUGGAGGAGAAAGCUCGCCAAAGAGAACUAAAAGAACAAAAACUUACUCAGACAAUAAAGAAAAAGGAGAGUGAGAUUGAAAAUGCACCACAGAAGAAGUCCAUUGAUCCUGCCUUGUCAAUCCUGAUCAAAUCUGUAAAAAACAAAACAGAACAAUUUCAAGCAAGAAAAAAACAGAGAGUCAAAUAACCUGAUAUUGUUUCUUUGGACUGAGAAUGGAUUCUCCUAAAUUGUGCAGAAAAAGCAGAGGGACUAUCAGGACUGUGAACAAGUUACAAAGUUUGUUCCCAUACCAGCCUGUUGUACCUAAUUAGGGAUACACUGACUUUAAUACACAUUUUCACAGAUUAA
Molecule: messenger RNA, 2758 nt
Organism: Dipodomys spectabilis (banner-tailed kangaroo rat)
Lineage: Eukaryota; Metazoa; Chordata; Mammalia; Rodentia; Heteromyidae
Gene: Esf1
Product: ESF1 nucleolar pre-rRNA processing protein homolog
Exons: 14
Coding region: 113-2596 (827 amino acids)
Biological process (GO): rRNA processing
Cellular component (GO): nucleus
Molecular function (GO): RNA binding
Source: RefSeq, a predicted model, not a curated record